GAAUGAAUACAGACGUGGAGUAUUAUUUUACACAUCAAUAAUAAGAGGAUGAAGUAUAGCAAGUUAAAAAAAUAAUUCAAAAAAAUUUAAAAGUAAAAGCAAUCGUAAAGAAGCAAUUUACUCAAGAAACCAUCCACAGUCGUCGCCGGAAUAGAUGUCGGCCAAUCUCCCAAUUCUUCCCGACGCAAUCUCAAUUCCCGCCAGAAAUGGCACCAGUGAGAACCUCUUCGCCGCCGUAGACAUCGGUACCAACUCCUUCAAGCUCCUCGUAGUUCGCGCCGACCCUUCCACCGGCCGCUUCCUCACCGUCGAUCGGUUCAAGGAAAGAGUCCUCCUCGGCCUUGAUACUAACACCACCACUACCUCCGCCAUUAUCUCCAACGCCUCUCUGCUACGCGCCACCACAGCACUUCGAAAGUUUCAGAAGCUUCUCCAGUCCCAUCGCGUUCCUUCCUCCCAUUCUCGCCUCGUAGCUACUUCUGCUGUUCGAGAAGCUUCCAAUCGAUCACAAUUCCUUCAAACGAUUGAUGAAACCCUAGGUCUGCAAAUUGAUGUACUCUCCGGUCUCGAAGAGGCCCGCCUUAUAUACAAAGGUAUACUUCAGUUCCAUCCUGUUCAUGACCGUACAGUUCUCACAAUUGACAUAGGAGGUGGCUCUACAGAGUUUGUAAUUGGCAAAGAGGAGCAGAUUUUGUUCUCUAUUUCACUAGCAUUGGGACAUGUCACUUUAACUCAAAAAUUUCCCGAAGUUACAGAAAUGCGGGAACAUAUUAAGGUUAUAAUCCGUGCGUCGGGCUUAAAUGAGAAGGUUAAGCAUUAUAAUAUUGAUAAAGUGAUUGGUUCAUCAGGGACAAUUAAGAAUAUUGAAAAGGCGAUUUUCCGUGGCUAUGCAAGCAAUAUGGAGGGAAAUGUGGGCAUAUCUGAGGGAAGUAGGAGGGAUUGGAGUUUUACAACGGACGAAUUGAAGGGCUUAGUGGAGAGGUUGAGUGAGGAAGAGAGAAGAAUUGGAGGGAAGGUUCGAACGCAGGGCUUCUUCAAGAAGAGGUCAGCAUUUAUUGUGGCAGGGGCAGUUUUAUUGGAGGAAAUAUUUGAGGACCUUAAGAUUGAAGAGAUGGAGGUUUCUGGGUAUGCAUUAGGUGAGGGUGUGAUUGCAGAGAAGUUAGGGGAGGUUUUCGAUAAUUAUGAUCCAAGGGCAAAUGCGAGGUGGAGGUCUGUAACGAGGCUCGCCACAAGGUUUAACAACAAGCAACACAUGAAAUCUGCUGCAUUAUGCUUUAGUGUUGCCAAGGAGAUGUUUGAUGGUUUGAGAAAAGGAUAUGAAUCAGCCAAUGGUUCUGAUGGAUUCUUUGUAUCCUUGGAGGAUAAAGAUCUCGAGUAUCUUGAGGCAGCUUGUUUGCUUCAAAAAAUCGGUCUUUAUGCUGGUAACAAGGGCUAUCAUAAGCAAUCUUACCAUAUAAUAGCGUUGUAUCAGUUCUCUUAUGUACCUCGAAAUAGUUAUUGGGAGCAUGUAACUUAUUGUGACAAGCUUCACUCUCUGUGUAGAAAGGUGAUCAUCUGCAUGGUUAUAAUGCCGAAGAGGUUAAGGUAUGGUGUCUCCUUUAUUUCUCAGAACAACAUUCAGAAUGUGAAAACUGAUGACAUCUUCGUCAGCUUCCAGUUAAUAGCUCUACUUGUGAGACACCAUAGAAAGAAACUUCCCGACUGUGAUCAUAUGGUGCCUGAGGAAUUAACAGAAGAGAUGACAGGGAAAUUCAGAAUUCUUUGUGCAAUUCUACGUGUAUCUGCUGCAGUGGAGAAACUUCAGCUGUUCAACAUCCACAAUGUGGAUUUCUCACAUACCUGUGAAGGAUAUAAAUUGGUACUUAAAGCAGGAAAUUUGCCCUUCCCUGGUUAUGUGCUGCCAUCAGUGAACGACUUCGAGACAGAGCAUGUUAAAGAGUUGGAACACUUCAGAAUGGUGUUCCAGGAAAGAUUGUCAAUUGCUGUCACUUCAUCAUAAUCUGUAAGAAAUGCUAGGAAUUGUAAGACGGCUUUUCUGAGUUUGCCAAUAAAAUGAUGGUAAAUAUUGUAUUAUGUAAAAGCCAUGCUGUAAUGCAUGUUAUAUGCACAUGCAUACAAGCGCACACACUCACACACACACACACAAACACUUCGACUGUUACAAGUGACAGUAAGCAGCAUCUCCUUGUUACACAAGAAGCUUAUUGGGUAGAUCCUUUAAGUAUUCUAGCGAAUAGUUGCUGAACUUGUUCUCUAGCAAGGCCAUUGAAACUUAAUGAUACAUCUUUUAUUUUUGCAGUUAUUUGAUUUCAAUGUACUUUUCUUAUGUAAAACUAGAAACUUGUCAUAUGUUAUUAUACAUGUAGAAGUGCAGGCUUCUCCCUCCCAUUUUCUUGGUCUGUUAUGACAGUUAAUUUUUGUUGAUUAAUAAAGUGAAGAACGAUUAAUUGUUCAGAUUA
Messenger RNA from Solanum pennellii, 2459 nucleotides. RefSeq names its product putative exopolyphosphatase. The transcript is spliced from 6 exons. Bases 155 to 1999 code for a protein of 614 amino acids. Gene Ontology annotation, molecular function: pyrophosphatase activity. The record is from RefSeq and is a predicted model, not a curated record. Lineage: Eukaryota; Viridiplantae; Streptophyta; Magnoliopsida; Solanales; Solanaceae.